AUCGGAAAACGAAGGAAAGUCCGUAGUGAACAAGUGUCGAGAAAAGCCACUAGGAAAAACCUAAAAAAAACCUAGAAAACGCCCAAAAAUAUUCGAAAAAUUCUAAAAAUGUUGAAUAUGGAAAGUGCGGGUGUGAGUUCUGCGAUGGCGGGCCUGAGCAAAUCCCUGACAACGCCCUUCUCCAUCAACGACAUCCUGACGCGCAGCAAUCCGGAAUCGCGUCGCAUGUCCAGCGUGGACACAGAGCCGGAAACGGAAAAGCUAAAGUCCACCGAUCGCGAGCGAUCCACCUCAAAGUCACCGCCCCUCUGCUGCCGAGAUCUCAGCCUGUACAAACUAGCCCAAUCCAAGGAGAUGCAGGGAGCAAAUCCCAGGCCUACAGCAAACUAUCUGCAGUACUAUGCGGCGGCGAUGGACAACAAUAACCAUCAUAGCCAUCAAAACCAUCAUCACCAGGCAACGGGCACCUCGAACUCCAGUGCCGCGGACUACAUGCAGCGCAAAUUGGCCUACUUUGGAUCCACCCUCGCAGCGCCCUUGGACAUGAGGCGCUGCACCAGCAACGAUUCCGACUGCGACUCACCGCCUCCAUUGAGCAGUUCGCCCUCCGAAUCGCCACUUUCCCAUGACGGCAGUGGUCUUAGCCGCAAAAAGCGGUCGCGUGCCGCUUUUAGCCAUGCCCAGGUCUUCGAAUUGGAGCGCCGUUUCGCCCAACAGCGCUACCUGUCUGGCCCAGAGCGCAGCGAGAUGGCCAAGAGCCUGCGGUUGACGGAGACCCAGGUGAAGAUAUGGUUCCAGAACCGUCGCUACAAGACCAAGCGCAAGCAGAUCCAGCAGCACGAGGCCGCUCUCCUGGGGGCCAGCAAGAGGGUGCCCGUCCAGGUCCUUGUGCGGGAGGACGGCAGCACCACCUACGCCCACAUGUCCGCUGCGGGGGCGGGGCACGGCCUGGAUCCCGCCCUGAUCAACAUAUACCGCCACCAGCUGCAGCUGGCUUACGGCGGACUGCCGCUGCCCCAGAUGCAGAUGCCCUUCCCGUACUUCUAUCCGCAGCACAAGGUGCCGCAGCCCAUCCCGCCGCCCACUCAGUCGUCCAGCUUCGUGACCGCCUCCUCGGCCUCCUCUUCACCCGUUCCCCUCCCCCUGCCGGGCGCAGUGCGUCCGCAGCGAACCCCCUGUCCCAGUCCCAACGGCCAGGUGAUGAGUGUGGAAAGCGGAGCCGAGAGCGUUCACUCGGCGGCGGAGGAUGGCGACGAGAAUGUGGAGAUCGACUAGAUCUGGAUAGAUCUCCAUCCUGGAGAGGGUUACGUUUUUGUGAUAGCCGUAGAAAUUGUGUUUUAGUCUCUAUGUGUAACCUAUAGUUGUCCCAUAG
Messenger RNA from Drosophila subpulchrella, 1372 nucleotides. It is a transcript of the gene bap, whose product is annotated as homeobox protein bagpipe. The transcript has 2 exons. The record is from RefSeq and is a predicted model, not a curated record. NCBI's taxonomy places the organism in Eukaryota, Metazoa, Arthropoda, Insecta, Diptera, Drosophilidae. Gene Ontology annotation, biological process: cell differentiation; regulation of transcription by RNA polymerase II. The coding region runs from base 109 to 1275 and encodes 388 amino acids. Gene Ontology annotation, molecular function: DNA-binding transcription factor activity, RNA polymerase II-specific; RNA polymerase II cis-regulatory region sequence-specific DNA binding. Gene Ontology annotation, cellular component: nucleus.